Populus nigra (black poplar) is the source of this 1077-nucleotide messenger RNA. RefSeq names its product transcription repressor OFP7-like. The transcript has a single exon. Lineage: Eukaryota; Viridiplantae; Streptophyta; Magnoliopsida; Malpighiales; Salicaceae. Gene Ontology annotation, biological process: negative regulation of DNA-templated transcription. The coding region runs from base 1 to 1077 and encodes 358 amino acids. The record is from RefSeq and is a predicted model, not a curated record.
AUGGCUAAACGUUUCAAGUUCAGAUUCUCUCGAGUGAUCUCCUUUCAAUCUUGCCGUUCCAAAGACCCCUCCCUUCUCCCAUCAAAUCCUGUUCCUUCAUUUCUUAGACUCUCUACGGGCAACCACAACUCCAUCAUUAUCAACAACCUCCACCUCCCACCAUCACAAUCGCCUUCUUCCAAACCCCACCAACACUCCUCCAUCAAGCGCCAUGUGUCCUCAGCUUUCACAUCAAUGGGCUGUGGAUUUAGAUCAAAAUCCUCCACGCAUUCCCUCUCUGAAACCGACCGCACCAAAUCCUCACAACCAACUGAGAAUUUUCACUGGGCAGAGGAAGAAAAAUAUCACCUUGUGGCCAAACUCUUUGACGACGACUCAACUCCCCGCCGCAAAAUUUACAACUCUUCGGCCUCUGAGGACUCUAAAAACCACGACGUUUUUCUCCCUCCGACUAACAUAGAGAGGAAAAAACGACGUGUCAAAAAGAAGAAAAGGGCUUCAAGGAUCCGCAUUAGCACUUCUUCAGCUGAUAGCGGGUUAUUUUUUACCGGCGACGAGAAUGUCAUAAACGUCGAAGAAACGGAAACUUUAGUUUCUUCUUCAAGGAGCUUCUCCACUGAUUCUCCCUCAGAAUUCAGUCCCCACUUGGAAACAAUACGUGAAUCUCCAUUUACACGUAAAAAGAGAGGUCGGAAGGCGAAAGGAGGUGUUUUAAAGAAAGGAACAACAAGAAGAGGACGAAAGGCAAGAAAUAGCUGCGAUGGUUCGUUGUCGCCUGCAAGACUGUCGAGGCUUCAAUGGCUGAUACCGUGCACGGUGGAGGGGAAGGUAAGAGAGAGCUUUGCAGUGGUGAAGAAAUCAGAGGACCCAUUUGAGGAUUUUAAGAGGUCAAUGAUGGAAAUGAUAUUAGAGAAGGAAAUGUUUGAAGAGAAAGAUUUAGAGCAGUUGCUGCACUGUUUCCUUUCUUUGAAUUUAAGGGAGCAUCAUGGGGUUAUUGUUCAGGCUUUUAGUGAGAUUUGGGAUACUUUGUUUUGUAGAAGAAGAAGAUCCAUCUCUUCCAGGGUUUCAGCUGUUUAA